AUGGAGCUAAGGUUGUCGUCCGGCAACGGCCCCAUCACACGCAGGAUCCUCAAGACACCGGUGCGGGACGCCCUGCCGUCUGAGAUCCCGGUGAUUGACAUAUCGGGAAUCUUCAGCACGUCGGACGCGGACAGGAAGGUGGUGGCGGCGGAGAUGCGGUCCGCGGCCAUGAACAACGGCUUCUUCUACGUGCGCGGGCACGGCAUCCCGACGGAGGUGACGGAGGCGGUGCACGCGGCGGUGCUGGCCUUCUUCCGCCAGGACGCCGAGACCAAGAUGGCGGCGCACUCCCGACAUAGCGCGUACUUCAAUGGGUACCGGCCGCCGCGGAGCCAGCGCAUCAACCCUCACGAGGGCAUCGACGUGCGCGAGACCUUUUCGUGGACGUACGACCCCCGGCACGACCCGGAGGUGCGCGGCCAGGCUGACAGCAUCCCUGACGAGAUACGCCGGUUCAUGCGCGUCGAGGACUUCCCCUGGACGGCGACGGCCAACCUGCCCGGGCUCCGGGAUGCCGUGACGGCCUACUUCGCCGAGUGCCUGCGGGUGGCCAGGGCUCUGACGCGGGCCUUCGCCCUGUCGCUCGACCUGGACGAGGACGUCUUCGCCUCCAAGGUCCGGUACCCGGACGCGGCCUACGCGCUCAACUACUACCCUCCCCUCGCCCCGAAGGAGGAGGGGGGGGCCGGUGGCGGCGGCGGUGGCGGCGGCGACGAGGACAUGAGCAUCGGCUCCCACACCGACUUCCAGCUCUUCACCAUGCUGUGGCAGGACGGCGAGGGCGGGCUGGAGGUCCUAUCCCGUCAGGGCCAGUGGCUCCGCGCCGCGCCGGUGGAGGGUACCCUCGUCGUCAACAUAGGCGACUACCUCGAGAGGGUGACCAACGGGCGGUACGUGAGCACGGUGCACAGGGCCAGGAACACGGGGCCCAGGGAGAGGGUCAGCGUGCCCUUCUUCUGGGGCUUCGGCCUGCACGAGAGCUGCGGCGUGCUGGAGAGCUGCGUCGGCCCGGACGGCGAGGUGCUGUAUGACGAGGUUAGCUGCGAGGAGUGGGUGAAGAGGCGGGUCGGGAAUAUGCUCAAGGUCGAAUGA
Molecule: messenger RNA, 1092 nt
Organism: Geosmithia morbida
Lineage: Eukaryota; Fungi; Ascomycota; Sordariomycetes; Hypocreales; Bionectriaceae
Product: Isopenicillin N synthase
Exons: 1
Coding region: 1-1092 (363 amino acids)
Source: RefSeq, a predicted model, not a curated record